Messenger RNA from Pseudogymnoascus verrucosus, 7699 nucleotides. RefSeq names its product THO complex subunit 2 (gene THO2). Gene Ontology annotation, biological process: mRNA export from nucleus; mRNA processing. The record is from RefSeq and is a predicted model, not a curated record. Lineage: Eukaryota; Fungi; Ascomycota; Leotiomycetes; Thelebolales; Thelebolaceae. The transcript has 3 exons. Bases 282 to 7388 code for a protein of 2368 amino acids. Gene Ontology annotation, cellular component: THO complex part of transcription export complex. Gene Ontology annotation, molecular function: mRNA binding.
CGAGGCACGAGGAAUCAAGAGACGUUUCUCUUUGAAUUCAAUCCCGAAUUCCAUCUUCACUCGGAAUUACAACGCCAACAACUUACUCAGUCACUGCUGAAGCUUCAGCACCGAUACGACAAAGCUCUUCGUAGCUGUUUCCGUUUCGCAAACAAAGAAGACCAUUUCACCUUACGACCGUCCCUCAUCGAGAUACCAACGCCCAUGUGCACAGCUUCGUCGCGACUUUUCCGUGCUCGCGGUGCGUGAGUGCGCAAGUGCUUGGAGCCCUCGCGCUGCCAAUGCCACCGAAGCGGAAGAGGUCCGAGAGAGGGUCCGUUGAUUCUGGAGAGAAUCGCCCGUCGCCGCAUCGACCUGGAAAUACUAACCUGGGAGGAGGUCCAGGCCGCGAAGUAGAUAUGCGCGGCGAAGGUGGAAGAGGGAGAGGGAGGGGAAGGGGCAGAGGAGGGAGAGGCGGAGGCAAUUUGUCAAGAAGAGAGUCCACGGAGAGCUUUACUAACACUCCCUCGACGCCAGGGCGUGGGACAGGCGCAAUGUCUCCUCCACCUCGUCCGACUCCGACACCCUCGCAGCAGCAGCAACAACCUCCUGCGCUGGCGCCUACACCGUUCGCAUUCACUCCAGCAAAGUCCGCUACACCCGAACCGAUGAAAGAUCCGAGCCCAUACGACUACUCGCAUGUCACCGACGAGCGCAUUGCGGCAUGGGCAGUCAGUGGCCGCCAGGAGAUUGUCGCCGCUGGUGCACAGUCUCUAGACGAUCUGGAUAUUUUGGAUCUUUCGACGAUCUUCCAAGAGCUUAUACGUUCCGGAAUUGAUGGUAGAUUGAGCCCUGCGGAUGCCGGAAGCUGCGUGAGAGAUAUUGUCCAACCCGACACUGCGCUCGAGAACCAGCAAGACGACAAGGUCGAUGGCGCCUCGCUCUUCCUGGACUCGCUCUCAAUCGUUACAGAUAAUGAGCCAUACCAGCCUCGACUACGCAAGCUUGUGGCUGCCACCGAGAUAUCGACAGUCCUGAUGCGACAGAUGCUCGAUACGCAGCUCCUACAGAACCUCGAGCUCACACGAGACACAUUCUUCAAAGCUGGUAUUCGCCAGGUCACCAAUCUUCUCUACCGACAGGCAAACCAUAACCUUCUUCGCGAGGAGACAGAGGGCUACUCGAAACUAGUCACAGAGCUCUUCACCACCAGCGGCGGCGAACCUCCAACUAGCGAAGUGGUGGAGGAGACAUUUGAGCGGAUAAAGGGUCUGAUUGGGACAUUCGAUCUCGACGCAGGCAGAGUUCUGGAUGUGACUAUGGACGUAUUCGCUGCUGUCCUCAUUAAGCAUUAUCGAUUUUUCAUCAAGCUUCUGAGAGUCAGCUCUUGGUGGCCCCGCGAUAAUAUUCUCCCGGGCGUGGACAUUGAGAAUGCCGACCUUCCAAAAUGGGCUCUCCCAGGAAAUUCUGGAGUGAUCUCUACCGAUAGUGAGAAGAAGGACGACGGACUUGACAAGGAUGCGCGAGAUGAGGCAUUUUGGGUCAGGGCAAGAGAAAUUGGCAUUGAUGCAUUUUACGAACUCGGCGGCAGGCGGCCAGUCGACUCCAAAACAAAAGAACGUAUUGCUGCUAGCAAAUCCAAUGCCGACGAUCAAUCGAAUUCGGAUAGGCAAUGGAUCGAGGCAACAGGUACCCUCCCGCCACUGGGCAACCAGGUUGCUGCACAGUUACUUGGGUUCAAACUACGAUUUUAUACCUCGCCAGCUCGGGAGAUGGAUGAUAUUCUUCCAGCAAAUCUUAUGUACCUCACCGCUCUCUUGAUCAAAACCGGAUUCAUCUCGCUGAGAGACUUGUAUCCGCAUUUAUACCCCCUCGACGAAGAUAUGGAGGCUCUCAGGACGAAGAUAAUGAAGGAAAAUGCCGAAAAGGAGAAGCUCAACCGGCCUGGAGGCGGGGCGAACGCACUCAUGAUGGCUGGUGCGCUGGCCGACGACACUCUUCCUGGCGGUGGAAGGAUGCGAGAUAUUCCUGGCUCGAAAGCCGAUGCUGGUGCUGGUGCCCCCGUUGAAGCAGAGGAAGAUAAAGACAAACUACCAGAACCUGUUGAACAGAAAGUGCUUCUGCUCGUCAACCUCCUUACAAUUGGUGCUAUCCCAGAGGCUUUGUUCCUGCUGGGACGCUUCCCAUGGAUACCUGAGGCGUACCCGGAGGUUCUCGACCGCCUCCAUCGCAUCUUACACCAUUCCGUCGAGAAGGUCUUCCAAUCUACGAAGCCCUCCAAUGCAGAUGAAGUUGUGUUGCCUAUGAAGAAGCUCUCAGAUCAGGAUCAAUCGAGGGUGCCAAAGGGAGACGUACGACGAGUUGAAUCUACUCCCCGCAAAUCUCUUCGUUGGCCAUUCCCAGCGAAAUUUGAUGUCGGCGAUGGCGUUGCUUACAAGUUCUACUGGGACGAAUGGGCGGAUUCGAUACCUGUCUGCCAGACAGUCGACGACAUAUUUACCUUGUGUGGCACGCUUCUCAACUAUUCUGGGGUUCACAUCGGCAGGGACUGUGCAUUACUGUCUAAACUGGCCAGCAUUGGUAAUCAGAGUUUGUCAAAGGAUACAUCGGAGGCAAACCUAGCAAGAUGGCAGGAUCUCCUCAAAAGGCUUCUUGUCCCUGCUCUCAGCCACACAGCGGCCAACACAAAUGUCGUCAACGAAAUAUACGACAUGCUCCGUUAUUACCCAGCCCCUCUCCGCUACAAUAUAUAUGCGGAGUGGUUUGAAGGACAAACAUCCAGGCUUCCUGCCAUGACGACGGUGUUCACGCGCGCAAGACUGGAAACAUUGAGCACUAUGAAACGUAUUAGCAAGACGAAUCUGACUGCCAUGGCUCGCGCACUGGCAAAGACAGCCUAUGCGAACCCUGGAAUCGUUUUCAAGGUUGCAUUGGAUCAAAUUGAAUCCUAUAGCAAUCUUACUGAGGUUGUUGUUGAAUGUGCGAGAUACUUUACCGACUUAGGCUACGAUGUUCUCAUAUGGUCUCUAAUGAGCUCCCUCGGUGGAAAGACCAGGAGCCGCACUCGUGACGACUCCGCUCUACUUACCAGUAGGUGGCUGAUUGCCCUCUCCAACUUCUCUGGAAAGGUCUUCAAGCGAUAUUCAAUUAUGAACCCGGCGCCAAUCCUCCAAUAUGUCAACGACCAGCUAUAUCGAGGCAAUUCAACGGACCUCAUCAUUCUGCAAGAGUUUAUUGCCCAGAUGUCAGGUGUUGUUCCCGACACAGAUUUCACGGACUCUCAACUCCUUGCGAUGACGGGAGGCGAAGUCCUCCGCCGCCAGACAUUAAUCAGCCUUCAAGACAGGCGAUUUGAAUCCGUGAAGACGGCCAAGCGAUUGAUGAAAUCACUCACGGAGACGAGGCUCGCUGGCCAACUACUGAUCUCUAUCGCCCAACACCGACAGGCGGCUAUUUUCUCUGUUCCUGAAGACGAGGCGCACAUCAAAUACCUUUCUACCAUGGUGGAUGAUGCACAGCGAAUCCUAACCCAGUUCAACGAUCUCUUGCGAAGCAAUCUUACUGUCGAAGAAUUCGACAAUCUUGUUCCGGAUACCUGCGAGUUGAUGGUUGAUUUCGGCCUCGACCCAGCUCUUGCCUUUGCCAUUGGUCGACCAAGCUUUGCUUACAAGAUGUCUGGCAUUGGACCGGCCGAACUUCCCAAGGAAAUCACCGAGACCAACGGCGUGCCCGCGGUGAUUGAUAUCGACGGUGAUGUUGGCAUGGACGGUGAUGCUGCAGAUGACGAUGUCGACAUGAUUAAAACUCCCGAGGCGGGAACAACAGACAACGCCGUUGAACCGGCCACCACCGCAGAAGAUCCUUGGUUAGAAGUUCUCGCACCGCUUAUAGAGUCCGUUCGUGUAGCCUUACCCGACAAGCCUUGGGGUCUUCUCAAUCCUGAAUUCUACGUCACGUUCUGGCAGCUUUCUCUCUCCGAUAUCCAAGUUCCUAUGGACAGCUACACAAUCGAAAAUGCGCGACUGACGAAAGAGAUGGCUGAAAUCAUGAAGGAUCGAAGUGAUAUGACCAGGCCUGGCAUGGCUCGCAAGGAAGAAGCAAGAAAGGCCGUUGAAGUCAUCAAGGAAGAAUUGUUGAACGAGUCGAAAGAACAAAUGAGCCAAUUUGGCCGCAACAGAGCCCGCUUGAAUAAGGAGAAGGGGAAAUGGUUCAGCAAUGUCAACAAGAGAUAUGAUGCCUUGAAUGAUACUCUUCUUGAAGAGUGUUUCCUGCCUCGUCUACUUUUAUCGCCUAGCGACGCGGAUUACGCAUUCAAGAUGGUCAAGUUCCUGCACAACAGCUCGACACCUCAUUUCAGAACUCUCGGGUUACUGGCGCGACUGUUCCGGGGAAACCGACUUCGCUCGAUCAUAUUCUCCUGCACCAUUCGUGAAGCCGAGUGUUUUGGUAGAUUCUUGAAGUUGAUACUGGGAGACCUCGCUCGCUGGCACGCGAGCAAGGCCGUGUACGAGAAGGAGGCAUGGGGACCUAACCAAGAUCUUCCCGGCUUCGCGAAGAGCAUACACGAGACUACAUCGAAGCCAGUGGCCCUCCUGGAGUACGAGGAUUUCCGCAGGAUCUUCUUCGGCUGGCACAAGAACUUGAAUACCGCCCUGAAGUCCUGCCUUGGCGGGUCCGAGUGGAUGCAUAUUCGCAACUCCAUCACGGUGUUGAAAUCGGUCGUCGAGCACUUCCCAGCGGUUGACUUUAUGGGCAAGGCGUUCCAAAACGCUCUCAUUACACUUGCCAAGCGUGAGGAGGGGAAGCGUGAGGAUCUGUCUCUUCUGGCUAAUGCGUCUAUGCCGGAAUUGAAGAAGAGGGAAAAGAAGUGGGUUAUGCCGCAAGCGUUUGCGAGCAACCUGGGUGAACUAGCCAAUGGCCAGGCUAAAGCGGCGAAGGGCGGAUCACCACAGAUUGAAGGCAAAUCAACGUUGAAGCCAACAGCCCCGGAGUUCAACCCAUCUCCCAAGAUAUCCAACGAGAAACCCGAACGCAAGCGAAAGGCAGGAGAGGUUGAGGAUGGCGAGGUCGAUGAUGCAAGGGCUGCUAAGGCUGCUGCCACUGGCGUUACUCCUACAAAUGCCAUCGCUUCGGAAGCAAACGCAACCCCCAUCCCAGCAAGAGGUGGUCUUCCAAAAGUCCCCGCUAAGAAUGAACGCCAGACCGGCCCACCGCCACGACCAGAUUUCACACGGGCCCCAGCAAAUCAAGAUAGACCGCCCUCCAGGCCGCCUUCCAACCUUCCUACUCGCCCCGAAGUACCUAUUCCUCACGUUCACCCUGAACGCAACCUUCCGGCGCGCGGCGCGGGCCGCAGAGACGCACACCAGCCAAGGGCAGAGUAUCCUGCUGACAGUUCUCGUUGGCCUCGUGAUGGCCCUGGCCACGAUCGCCGAAGCCUGGACGCCCGAGGUCUUGAAAGGCCAUCCGAUAGGCCUCCCUUUGAUCGCGAUGGUCACAGAGACCGCGUCGAUCCCCUUCGCCGCGGUGCGGAGUUCUUCCCAGGCGAUAGGGACCGAAACAGGCCACCUCUUGACAUUCGAGGUUCAGACCUGAAUGGUCGACCCUCUCGCGAAGAUGUUAUCCCUCCUUCCAGAUCCGCACCUCCCCAAGCCGACCAAAGCUCCGCGCUAGCCGAUCCCGCAGUGAACCCCGCUCGUGCAGCCCUUAUAUCUGCUGGGUCGGAUACUGCGAGAUCUGGCUCUCCACGCGGUUUCAGAGAUGAUCGGAGCCACCCAAGGGCCCAAUCGCCAAGACGAGGUGAUCGCCAUGGUGGCCCAGACAGAGACGUGGACGUCAGGAGAGGAGAUCGCAUCCCUGGAGACCGUGAUGCCAAUCAAGGCCCUUCAUUCCCACCUCGCGAUGUUGAUAGACCCGCUGAGCGGUCCAGAGACGCGUUUCAGCCAACAGCUGCGCCAAAACGCCCUGUAGACUUGGACCAUGGGAGAUUAAAUGCCGCCGGUAGACCUGGAGAGUCGAGCUUUGGCCGACUUAAUCCCUCGUCGCCUCCUUUGCAAGACGUGCCAUCUGGACCAAGAACUUCUUAUGGACGUGGGGGCAGUAAUAGACAAGCCAGUGGCAACAUGUCUCGUUCCGAUACAAGACAGCAAGGACCACCUCGACCGCCAUCGCCUGACAAUACACCGCCUUCUGGGCCAGCUGGAGAUCGCUCGCAAUCUGGCGCAGUCAAGCCAUCUGCUGUACCCGUCCAUCCCGAGCGUAUGCGCCAUCUUGGACAGGACACUCAAGCCAAGAGUACUCAAGCCGCCCCAGCGCCUCCAGCCAAUGUUGUGCCUGAAGGCGUCCACCCAUCUCGUAUGCGCGGCUUUCAGGACACCCCAACCUUCCCUGCAGCUACUCAAUCACCACAGCAAACCGGGAAUGUGCGACAAGAACCAUCUCAGUUGAGCGCCAGUACACCAUCUGGCCCGAGAGGUCAGCAAGCGGGACCUGCGACGCCUACGUCAGCCUCAUCGAAUGUCCCUACUGGACCCUCGUUCCCGCCUGUAGACCGUGCUAGAGGGCCUAUGAGACAACUUGCCGGCAUCAACAGCACACUACAGCAAGCAGGGCAGACGGAAAGGCCAAAAACAUUCGACCGUCCCAAUGACCGCGGUAUCAAUGUCCGCGGCAGAGGCAACGUGUCGUCGUCGUCUGCCAUGCCAGGCUUCCCUGGCUCUGGCCCAUCCACCCCUAGCGGACCCCGUCCUGAUACACGAGACGGCGGCCCAGGGAGGGGAAUGGGCGCACCCGAGCCCUCACCAGGCGACCAAUUCGGCGGCCGCUUCAGCCAAAGCAUGGGUGAGGACCGACCAGACGCCCGCAGUGGCUCCACGCGCGACUCAGGCCGACACGAGCGCUCUGGGCGUAGUAGCCAUCGCACCUCGCGGUCGCACAGUCGGGACCGCAGCCACAAGGAAAAUAUCCCCGGCCCCGAUCCGCGGGCGGAGAUGAUGGGCGACCGACCUGACUUCCGUGGGAGUGGGCGCAGAGACGGCGAGAGGGAGUCGAGUCGACGCGCUUCCGGACGUAGCGGACCCUCGACGCCUGGAGAGGGGAGAGAGCGCGAGAGCAGACGCGACGGAAGGGAUGGUGAUAAGAGAGGCGAUGGGGGAGCAGCGAUGAGAGGGGACCAGGGAUUUAACCGCGGUCCGGGGUAUCAGUCCCAGCCGCAGGGUGGAAAUAUGCCACCGUCCAGCCGCGGCGAGGGCGGACGAUCGCGGGGGUCGAGGAGUAGUAGGGGGGGAGCGGAUGAGAGACGCGAGUCGAGGAGUGGCCGCGAUGAUGGGUCGGGGAGUAUUGGGAAGAGAAGGGGUGAGGAUCGUGGGGGACAGGAUCGCGGACGGGAUAAGAGGGCUAGGCAGGCGUAAGGGCCUGCGGACAGAGAUUGCAUGCUUGCAUUAGGGGAGUUUCUUUUGUGUAUUCAAGUUUGGUGUGGUGGUGAUGUGGUAGGAGGAUAUUGGGGCGAAGAGGCUUUAGAUAUACCGCACAGAUGGAGUGAUGGGGAUGUGUAUUGGUUCUCAGGGAGAAUGGUUGUGUGGCAUCGCGCCGGCGUUUUUAUUUUGAAGGGGGUUGCAUUGAGAGCGUGGAAAGGGGCAUUAAACUCAAUUUGUAUUAUAGGACCUCUAUUUUGAAUGGUAUCUCGAUGAGAUAAGACUUGUUUUAUUAUUUUUAAUCUGCG